AUGAACUUCUCUGGCGAAUCGUUCAUCGCACAUUUGAUGUUACAAAGUAAGAUAAUAACUUCUAAAGAUUGGCAAAGGUGUGGAGGACAGAAAGAGUGCCGCUUCAACGUCACAGCGCACGUCCCCAACGCCAUUGAGAAGAAGGAGUUGUGGGAGGACGGAGUCUUGAGGGUCACCUACGACUGCCUAAGGAAAACAGACAUUGUCAGGGUGUGCGACAGUGAAGUGAGUGCACAGUCAGGAUGGUUGCAGACUGUUGGUUAUCCUCAGUAUUACCUGGGAGGCAAUGGGCCCUGCACUAUAACCAUAAAAGUUGAUGAAGGCCAGCAAAUUCAACUCACACUGACGGAUCUCAGUAUAAGAGAUAUAGUCCAGCCAAAUGAGGAUGAAUGUAGAGAUAGUAUCUCAGUGACUGAAGGCAGGAAGGAACUGUUAAAAAUGUGUGGUGAGAUUAAGCAGCCAAUUACAGUUACUUCUGAGGGACCAGUUCUGAGUCUGAACUUCAAUGCAGUCACAGAUGUAUUCCCAAAACGAGGUUAUGCUGCUUACUAUGAAGCUCUGGGCUGCGAAUCGCCACCCAUUCCUGAGGAUGGUUACCGAUCAUUUCGCAAUGCAACUCAUGCUGAAUACUGGUGUUGCGUCCAUCAUGUAUUCCCAGACACUCUAGAGCGUCGUCGAAUAUUGAAAUGCAACCGAGGAAGCUCCUGGAAUGAUACAGUUCCUGACUGCAUUGAGCUUCAAGAAUUGCUGGAAGUUGGUAAUAUCACAGAGAAAGAGUUCACUGGACUUAUUAAUGGAUCUACAAAUGGUGCACAUGCAGAAAUGUAUCAAGAAGCCCACAUAGUAUAUGCCAAGGUAGUAUGUGUCCUUUAG
This is a messenger RNA of Penaeus vannamei (Pacific white shrimp), 873 nucleotides long. NCBI's taxonomy places the organism in Eukaryota, Metazoa, Arthropoda, Malacostraca, Decapoda, Penaeidae. The record is from RefSeq and is a predicted model, not a curated record.